Thecamonas trahens ATCC 50062 is the source of this 1313-nucleotide messenger RNA. RefSeq lists its product as uncharacterized. NCBI's taxonomy places the organism in Eukaryota, Apusomonadida, Apusomonadidae. Bases 1 to 1224 code for a protein of 407 amino acids. The transcript is spliced from 2 exons. The record is from RefSeq and is a predicted model, not a curated record.
AUGCCUCCGCCAUGGAUUCUCGCUGCCAUCGUCGUCCUCGCCACAGGCAUCGUCGCCCCAGUGGCUGGCCGUGCACCGCGUGCGCUCGCUGGCUCGGUCACGGUCGCCCCGCACGACGGCUUCUCCGUCCUCUCCUCGCCGCUCUGCCCCUGCUCGCUCAACUUCACCUUUACCUCCUCGUCGGGCAAUGCGUCUGCUGCGGCCUUUGAUCUCUACAUCCUCACCCAUACCCAGUACGGCGAGCUAAUCCGCUUUGCCGACGAAGCCGUCUUUCUUGUUCUCGGGCCGAGUGCCGGCUCGACCGCCAGCCAGGAUGUGGUCUACCGCGUCUCCAUUCGCCCGACCGGGACUUGCAUCGCCGCCAUCGCCGGCAUCGCCACCCUGUGGUUGGUGAUUGUUGUCGGCGUGGCGGGCGUGUGCUGUGGCUACUCGCUCUACCGCCGCAAGCACGCCCGGCCCAUCGCUGGUCAAAGCAGCGGUGAGUCGGUCAACGAGGCAUCGGCGCUGGUGGCCGGUUCGGGAGGCACACACGCUGAGCUCGGGCACAAGCCGCACAUCGACGCUCGGGUCUCCAUCAAGACGCUCGUCACUCGCCGGCCAUUCCCUGUCCCGCGUGAGCCAUUUGCCACUUGGUGCCGGCACGAGCACCCAUACCUCUGGCCGUUCUACCCGUACGCCGACGAGCCGCUCGUCAAGUCGGACCGGAUCAUGGUCACCCUCACCGCAACCGCCGUCAACGUUCUGAUCAACACGGCAUGGGCGUCGGGCAUGACCUCGGACUCGUCACAGUCCUCGUUCUCCACCUCGGCAAGCUACCCGCGGGUCAAUCUUGUCCACUACCUCGCCAUCCUGCCGCUUGUGGUCAUCGCCAAGUCGCUCACCGCCCUUGCCGUCUACCAUCUGUACUUGGCAGCGGCCUGGGCUCGCGCGAGGCGCGAGGCCAAGAGCGACGGGCACGAUCCGCCGAUUGUCCUCGGCUUCUCCAAGGCUGCGCUCAUCACGCUUGCUGCAUCGGUUGCCGUCUUUGGUCUCCUUCUUUUCAUCUACAUCCUCAUCAUUGUUGCCAUGAUCCACCUCGCCGAAGACGAGAACUGCUACCAGGUCGUGGUCGGCACGCUCUUUGGCAUCCUCCUCGCCGAGUUCCUCGACAUCACCGUGGUGUUUGCCGCCCGCGCCGGCGCCCUUUACAAGGUCCUGCUGAUGCGCGGGAGUGGGGCCGAGUAGCGCAAAGGACGGCGUCCCUCGACUCGCGUCCGGCAACAGGCGAAGCGGCAACGCCAUCUUGCUUUCAUUGAACAGGCUAUCAGUUAGAA